Messenger RNA from Mycotypha africana, 1625 nucleotides. RefSeq lists its product as uncharacterized. The record is from RefSeq and is a predicted model, not a curated record. Lineage: Eukaryota; Fungi; Mucoromycota; Mucoromycetes; Mucorales; Mycotyphaceae. Bases 346 to 1299 code for a protein of 317 amino acids. The transcript has a single exon.
UAUUUCAUCACUUAUUGAUUGAUUUUAUAGAAAUUCAAAACAAAACAAAGAUUCCAAUUCUUGUCUGAUAGUGAUAUAUGGCACUUGCUUCACUUUUUUUAUAUUGUCCGUUUAUCUCAACAAGGCUUCUUUCAUAUUGUAUCAGCAAAAUUUCCCUACAUCGAGCCUCAAGCAAUUACCUAUUUAGCAGAUCAGCUUAUUAGCGAUUCACUGUAUGCGCGACAAAGUGUCCAUAUUCAGACACGUGUAGAACAUAAAGACCGUACUAGAAUCAUUAUCAAAAAGCUGCGUGAUCGCUUAGAAGAGCCAGUUGGAGAAGGGUUCAAAACAACCUACAAGCAAAUUAUGGAAGUGGUAGAACAAUUAACGGAUAUGGCGUUUAACGAAGAAGAAGAUCGUCGCAAGACAGAGCACAACAGUAAUGACGAGAAUAAUACAGAUGACAGCCAUUUCAAUACAUCUAAUAUCAAUGCAGACUCUACCUCUGUUACACAACCAGCGACUCAAGUUUGGGUAUUGAUGCCUUACACAAAUAUGACAGAUGGAAAUAGUGUUGCUUUACCUGGAAUGAAACCCUCUACGCUACCUUUCCCAACUGAAUUAUUACAGCAAAUGCCGUUCAGAAACUUACCUCAGUUGUAUCCAUUUAAGGCCGUACCACUUCCUUCACAACAGGAACCAUCUAAUUCCACCCCCACAACUGCAAAUUCAACAACUGCUGAGCCAAGCCAACAAACACAAGAAGAAACUGUAUCCUCAAUUGAGCGUGAUGAAAUUGAAGUCAAUAAUAACAAGAUAAGCAGUAGUGUUAGUGUCAUCUCGAACGGUACCUCUUCCGAAAAACCACACACCGCUGAACAGAAACACCAGCAUGAACUGCAAAGCCAUUUAUCUCCAUCUGCAUCAUUUACAAGCAGCAUGUAUAAUAAAGCAGCAUUACCUAGUGUUGCUGGUAAUCCCGCUACCAACACAAUCGAAAACACAGCGUUUGAAUACUCACGACCUGAAGAAUUCGAGGACAUUGAUGCGGAUGAUAGCCAAUACGACGAUGACCAGUUUGCAGAUCCGGAUGACGAGGAACAAUUUGCAGACCCGGAUGACGAUAACAAGCAAGCUGCAAUCGAUAAUAAUAGUAACUGGGAUCAGGACGCAAAGAGUGACAACAUCAAUAAUUGGGAAACUGAGUCGAAGAGCAGUAACGUUAGUAAUUGGGAACAGAAAUCAAAAGGUUAUUAUAGGAAUUGGAAGCAAGAUGUUAAAGCUAAUGCAACAACACGCAGUUAUAUAGAAGGUAAUUAAAAUUUGAACCUUAAUUUUUUUCAUCAUUGGUCUAAUACUUUCAAAUGGAUUGUUAUAGGCAAUCGAAACAGACGUGCUAGUAAUAAUAAUGAUCGUCGCGGUGAGGGUAAAUUGAACCAAUGGAAGAAUUUUGCUGCCAAUCAUGGGCAGUGAAUAAAUCUUUGAAAUAUGGUUGGCUAAGCGGCCUGGUUUUACAGAUGUAUACAUAUAUUUAUCAAUGAUUUACGUAGAUUAUAUAUACAGUUUAUAUAUCGCGCAUUACGUUCCAAUAGUAAUAGUGAUAAUAUUAUACAGUAGUAUGAAGUGAAAAGCGUUGACUAAUUAUC